AUCUUAGAUCCUAUCUUGACGCUUGUUGAGCUGACAACAUACAGUAAGACAAUCUUACACGUCAACUCGCUUGAUUGUUUGUUUUCUUUUAAUUACGUUUGAUCAAAAUGGUGCUCAUGACAAUGAUAGCCCGUGUAUCUGAUGGUCUACCACUGGCAGCAUCAGUCCAAGAUGAUCGUCAGAUGGGAAGGAAUGUGGUCGAUUAUCAAAACCAGGCUAAAAUGUUAUUCCGCAAAUUAAACUUUGAGUCACCAAAGCAAAUGUCCCUUGAAACCGGCAAUUACCUAUUUCAUUAUUCAAUUGAAAAUGGAGUCUGCUACCUAGUUUUAUGUGAAAAGUCUUUCUCUAAAAGACUCGCUUUUAGUUAUUUGGAGGAUCUUCAAAAUGAAUUUAUUAAUCAAUAUGGACCCAAAAUUUCAAGUGCUACGCGUCCUUACUGUUUUAUUGAAUUUGACACUUACAUUCAGAAAGCUAAAAGAUCAUUCAUGGAUGCCCGAGCAAGAAGAAAUCUUUCUCAAUUAAACAAUGAAUUGCAGGAUGUUCAGAAAAUAAUGGUUCAGAAUAUUGAAGAUGUCUUGCAUAGAGGUGUAGCUAUAUCAGAUUUGGACAAUAAAGCAAGUAACCUGUCGUUGAUGUCUGCAAAAUAUAAAAAGGAUGCGCACCAAUUAAAUUUGAGGUCAAAAUAUGCCAAAGUUGCCGCAGUGGGUGUUAUUUUUACCGUAGUUAUAUUAUAUUUCUGGGUUUUAUGAGCUAGUUGUAAUCAUCUAUUAAAAAAUAUUUUUGUGAGAUAAUGAGAUAAUUCUUUGUCGAGUUGAUGUUUUUUUACAAGAAAUUCUGAUAAAUUGAAUAAAUAAGUUAAAAUGUUGA
This is a messenger RNA of Tetranychus urticae (two-spotted spider mite), 867 nucleotides long. It is a transcript of the gene Sec22, whose product is annotated as vesicle-trafficking protein SEC22. NCBI's taxonomy places the organism in Eukaryota, Metazoa, Arthropoda, Arachnida, Trombidiformes, Tetranychidae. Gene Ontology annotation, biological process: endoplasmic reticulum to Golgi vesicle-mediated transport; retrograde vesicle-mediated transport, Golgi to endoplasmic reticulum. The record is from RefSeq and is a predicted model, not a curated record. Gene Ontology annotation, molecular function: SNAP receptor activity.